Cylicocyclus nassatus is the source of this 408-nucleotide messenger RNA. The record is from the annotation of a GenBank genome assembly. Lineage: Eukaryota; Metazoa; Nematoda; Chromadorea; Rhabditida; Strongylidae.
AUGAUUCCCACUUUGCUGAUGCAGUCAGAAGAUUAUGGCAAGAUAUGCUGGAUGCCUUGCCCCUGUUGCGACAUUUCAGUAAGUGACAAUGUGUUCCUAGUCAAACGUAAGCACUACCACGAUGUACCAGGUUCGCAAGAAGUGGAAGAGAUAAUGGACGAAUUUCAUGGCACUGGUAGAGUACGAGAAGAAGAACAACUGCUAAAUUUGGCUGUUCAUAAGCAUAAUACACCGGCAGCAACGCUCGACAAUCUACCAGAAGACUUGAGGUCGUUAGAGGCAAAGACGGCCAGCUUUACACAAUCCAUGGAGUUUGCAACGCAGAAAAAUGGAAAAGCCUUUGGGAUACUAAAGCAAGAUGAGUUUUGGGGUGGAUUUUCAGCGCCUACGAAUUAUAAUAGAUUGUGA